AUGGACGUGUAUAGCACCCCUGCUGCCGCGCUGGAUAAAUUGGUGGCUCGCAGCCUACAGCUGCCGCCGGAGUUCGUGGGGGCGGCGCGGCGCGCCCUGGGUACCUUGGCCGCCACCCUGAGAGAGCGCGGGGGGCGCUCCGGAGCCGCCGGCCCGGAGCCACGGGUGCUGAAAAUUGUCAAGGGAGGCUCCUUUGGCCGGGGCACGGCUCUGAGGGGCGGCUGUGAUUCUGAACUUGUUGUCUUCCUGAACUGCUUCAAGAGCUAUGAGGACCAAGGGCCCCGCCGUGCAGAGAUCCUCAAUGAGAUGAGGGCACAGCUGGAAUCCUGGUGGAUGGACCCCAUCCCUGGCCUGAACCUUGAAUUUCCUGAGCGGGACACAUCUAGCGUGCUGCAGUUCCGACUUGUGUCUGAGGACCUUGAAAACCGGAUGGAUGUUAGUCUGGUGCCCGCCUUUGAUGCCCUGGGACAGCUCAGCUCUGGUGUGAAACCCAAGCCCCAGGUCUAUUCCACCCUCGUCAACAGUGGCUGCCAGGGGGGCGAGCAUGCUGCCUGCUUUGCACAGCUGCAGAGGGACUUCGUGAACACUCGCCCAGCCAAAGUGAAGAACCUGAUCCUGCUGGUGAAGCACUGGUACCACCAGGUGUGCCUGCAGGAGGCAGGGAGGGGGGCGCUGCCCCCAGUCUACGCCCUGGAGCUGCUGUGCAUCUUCGCCUGGGAGCAGGGCUGCCAGAAGGAUGCCUUCAGCCUGGCCCAAGGCCUCCAGACCGUCCUGGGCCUGAUCCGCCAGUACCAGCACCUGUGUAUUUUCUGGACCAUCAACUAUGGCUUCGAGGACCCUGCAGUCGGGUGGUUCUUACGGGGCCAGCUCAAGAGACCCAGGCCUGUGAUCCUAGAUCCAGCAGACCCAACGUGGGACGUAGGGAAUGGGAAAGCCUGGCGGUGGGACGUGCUGGCCCGAGAGGCAGGGUCCCACUCUGACCACCGGUGUUUCCUGCAGGCGCCUGGGAGCCCUGUGCAGCCCUGGGAGGGGCCGGGCCUUCCACGUGCCGGGUGCUCGGAUUUGGGCCACCCCAUCCAGCAAGACCCUGACCAGAGGACCCCCGCAGACAGCGGGAGCCUCAGUGCCGUGCGCCCCAGAGCAGGGUGUGAGCAGCCGUCGUACCCAGCUCCCAGCCCCUCGGAGACAACCAGCAACGCCCUCUCUAUGCCAGGGACGGUCUCGAAUCUGUCUCAGAUCCCCCCCAAGGAGCUGGACCGCUUCAUCCACGACCAACUGAAGCCGAGCCCCCAGUUCCAGGAGCAGGUAAACAGGGCGAUUGAAAGCAUCUUGCGCUGCCUCCGUGAGAACUGUGUCCACAAGGCCUCGAGAGUCAGCAAGGGGGGCUCUUUUGGCCGGGGCACAGCCCUAAGGGGUGGCUGUGAUGUCCAACUCGUCAUCUUCCUCAACGGCUUCAAGGACUACCAGGACCAGGGGGCCCGCCGUGCAGAGAUCCUUGAUGACAUGCGGGCCCUGCUGGAAUUGUGGUGCCAGGACCCAGUCCCCAGCUUGAGCCUCAAGUUUCCUCAACAGAGCGAGCCUGGGACCCUACAGUUCCGGCUGAUGUCCACGGCCCUGGAAAGCUGGGUGGACGUUAGCCUGCUGCCUGUCUUCGAUGCCGUAGGGAAGCUCAGCUCCGGCAUCAAACCAAAGCCCCAGGUCUACUCCACUCUCCUCAACAGCAGCUGCCAGGGAGGCGAGCAUGCGGCCUGUUUCACAGAGCUGCGCAGGAGCUUUGUGAACACUCGCCCAGCCAAGCUGAAAAACCUGAUCCUGCUGGUGAAGCACUGGUACCACCGGGUUGCAGCUCAGAACAGAGGCGGACGGCCAGCCUCUGCUUCUCUGCCCCCAGCCUAUGCACUGGAGCUCCUGACCAUCUUCGCCUGGGAGCAGGGCUGCGGGUACGAGGGUUUCAGCAUGGCCCAAGGCCUCCGGACUGUCCUGGGGCUUGUCCAGCAGCACCGGCAGCUCUGUGUCUACUGGACAGUCAACUACGGCCUGGAGGACCCAGCUCUCAGAAAGUACCUACUUGGCCAGCUCCAGAAACCCAGACCCCUAAUCCUGGACCCUACAGACCCCACCUGGAACGUGGGCCAGGGCGAUUGGGAGCUAUUGGCCCAGGAAGCGGCAGCUCUGGAAAAGCAGGCCUGUUUUGUGAAUGGAGACGGGACGUCUGUGCUGCCCUGGGACGUGAUGCCCGCCCUGCUUUACCAGACCCCAGCUGGGGACCUAGACAAGUUCAUCAGUGAGUUUCUCCAGCCCACUCGCGAGUUCCUGGACCAGGUGAGCAAGGCCGUCGAUACCAUCUGCUCGUUCCUGAGGGAGAACUGCUUCCGGAACUCUCCCAUCAAAGUGCUCAAGGUGGUCAAGGGCGGCUCUUCAGCCAAAGGCACGGGUCUGCGAGGCCGCUCGGACGCCGACCUGGUGGUCUUUCUCAGCUGCUUCACACAGUUCACUGAGCAGGGGAACAAGCGGGCUGAGAUCAUCUCAGAGAUCCGAACCCAGCUGGAGGCGUGCCAGCGGGAACUGCAGUUUAAGGUGAAGUUCGAGGUCUCCAAGUGGGAGAACCCCCGUGUGCUGAGCUUCUCGCUGACGUCCCUGACGACACCGGACCAGAGCAUGGACUUUGACGUGCUGCCAGCCUUCGACGCCCUAGGCCAGCUGGGCUCUGGUGGCCGGCCCAGCCCUCAAGUCUACGUGGACCUCAUCCACAGCUACAACAAUGCGGGCGAGUACUCCACCUGCUUCACGGAACUACAGCGGGACUUCAUCAUCUCCCGCCCCACCAAGCUGAAGAGCCUGAUCCGGCUGGUGAAGCACUGGUACCGACAGUGUAACAAGAUGCCUAAGGGCAAAGGCUCCCUGCCCCCGCAGCACGGGCUGGAACUCCUGACAGUGUACGCCUGGGAGCAGGGCGGGCAGGAGUCCCAGUUCAACAUGGCUGAGGGCUUCCGCACCGUCCUAGAGCUGGUCAGCCAGUACCACCAGCUCUGUGUCUACUGGACCGUCAACUACGACACUGAGGACAAGACCAUCAGAGACUUCCUGAAACGGCAGCUGCAGAAGCCCAGGCCCAUCAUCCUGGAUCCAGCUGACCCGACAGGCAACCUGGGCCACAGUGCCCGCUGGGAUCUGCUGGCCAACGAAGCCACAGCCUGCAUGUCUGCCCUGUGCUGCAUGGGCAGGGACGGCACCCCCAUCCAGCCCUGGCCAGUGAAGGUUGCUGUGUGAAGUCCAGGAAAUCAGUGGUCAUACUGGAUGGACAGAUAGACACCAGCCUCGAUGUGGGGAGACUGAGGGUUGCCUGCC
Trichechus manatus latirostris (Florida manatee) is the source of this 3348-nucleotide messenger RNA. It is a transcript of the gene OAS3, whose product is annotated as 2'-5'-oligoadenylate synthetase 3. Gene Ontology annotation, molecular function: double-stranded RNA binding; 2'-5'-oligoadenylate synthetase activity. Lineage: Eukaryota; Metazoa; Chordata; Mammalia; Sirenia; Trichechidae. The record is from RefSeq and is a predicted model, not a curated record. The transcript has 16 exons. Gene Ontology annotation, cellular component: membrane; cytosol; nucleoplasm. The coding region runs from base 1 to 3270 and encodes 1089 amino acids. Gene Ontology annotation, biological process: negative regulation of viral genome replication; regulation of ribonuclease activity; defense response to virus.